AUGACAGUGCCAUGCAACGGGCGGCCUGACUUCUGCUUGCUCGAGGCGAAGGUGGGGCGCUGCCGUGCCCACUUCAUUCGCUACUUCUACAACCACAGCUCCGGGCUCUGUGAGGAGUUCGUGUACGGAGGCUGCGAGGGGAACCCAAACAACUUCGAGACCAAGGCAGAAUGCCAGCGCUCCUGUGGGGACCCGGAUGACAGCGCCCAGGCCACUGCCCCCUCCACACCCGGGACUGCCAAGAGGAAUGCUGGAGUCCAGGACUUCAACUACCCCUCCUGGUGUCUGACCGGGGCGGACAGAGGCCAGUGUACGGCCAACGUGACCAGGUUCUACUACGACUCCGACGCCGCGACCUGCCGCACAUUCAGCUACGGCGGAUGCGGGGGCAAUGAGAACAACUUCGUCUCUGAGCGAGCCUGUCUCAAGGCCUGUACGAAAGCUUUCACCAAAAGAACACCUGAAGGAAGAUUAAUGGAAACAAAAAGAAUAAAAAAUUCAGUGGAAAUAGGAUACGAAAUCUACUGAAAUAGUUUAGAUGGAGCGUUUCACUGUG
Myotis daubentonii (Daubenton's bat) is the source of this 556-nucleotide messenger RNA. RefSeq names its product tissue factor pathway inhibitor-like (gene TFPI). NCBI's taxonomy places the organism in Eukaryota, Metazoa, Chordata, Mammalia, Chiroptera, Vespertilionidae. Gene Ontology annotation, molecular function: serine-type endopeptidase inhibitor activity. Gene Ontology annotation, biological process: negative regulation of peptidase activity. The transcript is spliced from 5 exons. Gene Ontology annotation, cellular component: extracellular region. The record is from RefSeq and is a predicted model, not a curated record. Bases 1 to 528 code for a protein of 175 amino acids.